AUGCACACUGCCUUGAUAUCCAAAGGGAGGAGAAGAAGAAGACAGACCCGCCAAAUUCUGAAGCUGUCACUGUUGGCUUUUUGUUGUGUUGAAGACUUCUAAUGUUAAAUCUCUGAAUAUUUCAACACAGUGCUCUGUGAAAUGGCGACGUGGGGCGACGUUGAGCUUCUGACCAACGAGGACACUAACACAGUCCGUUUGGGUGGAGUAUCAAGGGAGGAGAAUGGAAGCGGCUUGUAUCAGGUGGACACACUGGUCAAAGUAUCCCCUGCCAACGAGGUGCAGGCGGAUCCCAGACUCUUUUCCUCUAGUGGUUCAAACUGGAGUACUGUUGUUGCUGACAAGACAGUGAUCCUGUUUGAUCAGAGUUAUCAGACCACCCUGCUGCUUCUUCACUUCGAAACGGAGGUGGAUGCUGUCGACGUAUGCCUGGAUGGACAGUUUUUGGUAGUUUGUGAAAGAAAUGGAAACCUUCAUUUGAUCUACGUCCCGCACAAGAGAAUCCUUCUCACCAGGGCUUUGGUGGAGAAACCAAGCAGUGGUGAUGAUAAAACAUACUCCUAUCUCCUCAUAAACAAGGACAAGGGAACAGAAGAGAAACACCAUAUGUUUCUACUAACCAAGGAUGGAUUUUUCCACGUUUCAAACCUUGCUUUGGGAAAGAUUCAGACGGCUGUUGAAAAAGUGGAUGUAGGAUCUUUGAAGGAGCUCCAGUCUCAAAUCAAGAUAGACUUCUGCUCAACCAGAGAUUACCACGAUGAAGGCUGCAGCACAGCUGUGAUGUUCAAUUUGUGCCAUGAAAUCCACGUAAUGAUCGGGGGGAAUAAAGAAAAUGUUCUGAGCCACUGGAUGAUGGACCCUCAUCAGGCCAAGAUGCACCUUGCUCACUCUGUCGAUAAUAGCCUAAUUCCUGGUGUGAGGAAGAUGGUGGUGGUAGAAAAUCUCCUGUACAUUCUUGACAUUGAGAAUACGCUGAGUGUUUGGGACCUUCAUUUCCUCGUCAUGAUUCACUGCUGGCCCGACCUUUCCAUUCUUGACUUUGAACUCACCUCAGAGUGUGGCUCUGCCUCCGUGAUGACCCAAGACAAAGGCAGCAUGAAGAUCAUCACACUGACAAAGCAAGACAACAGUCAGAUCAACUCACUGCAAAUCAGGUUUUUGCCCUCCAUGACUGUCUGCUACUCUCUGGAUGUCUCAUCUGUCUCAUGUCUUGUACAGACAAAAAUAAACAUGGAUACCAUUUAUUUAGUUGAAGGUAUUUGUGAGGACCCAGAAAGCAGUCGAGGAGAGACGAUUUCUUCUCUAGUCGUCAGAUGCUUCACAGAGGCUUUGCCUGAGAACAGACUUAGCAGACUUCUUCACAAACACAUGUUUGAAGAGGCUGAAAAGUUUGCCAUCACAUUUGAGCUGGAUUUAGAGCUUGUGUACAAGGUGAAGCUGGACUUUGUGCUUGAACAGCUGGCCUCGGCAUCAGUGGGUGGCUAUGGACAGGAUGUGUGGUCUGAACUUGUUGAUGAGGCCAAGACCAACCUGAUGAAGAUUACGGAUGAGCAUUAUGUGGUGGAGUACUGCCUGAAAGCGCCAUGGCCGACGUUUGAGAUGACCGAGAAGAUGCUAAACCAUGCCGCCACACGAUACUCCUCCCUGCAGAUCCACGAGGCUUUAGCCAGGCUGUCAACCUUCUGCAGCCUGCACGGCCCCGAACAUUUCAACGGCAUUGCUUGGAUUGAGUUUUUGAACAGCACUGAUGAUUUAGGUGACAUUCUCACCCACAUAAGAGAAGGAGACAUGAAGGGUGCACAACUCCUGUGGCUCAGAUAUGAGGGACAAAUUGCAGCAGAUUUUGAUGAGAGGAAGCUUGAAGCAGUGCUCAGUGCCAUCCCAGAGGACCUGCCUUCCCAAGACCUCUGUCCUUGGUUCAGGACAGUGUUUGUUCCUUUUGUUAGACGAGUGCUUCCCAAGGGACAGAAAAUCCUGGCACGAUGGCUUGAGCAGAGGGCAAGGAAUCUUGAGUUAACAGAAAAGGGUGCUUGGCCCCGGAACGGGUUGGACUUGGCAAUGCUGGGAGUGCCCUCUCUGUGGAACUGGAUCAAAUCUGAGGAUAACUAUGAUUCAGAGGAGGUGGAGAAACUCAAGUCUCUGGUGUCCAACCUCCGUCAGCUCCUAGACCUCUACCGGAAAUACAGCUGCAGACUCUCACUUUCAGUCUUUGAGAAGGGGAGUGUACGUAGUGUGGCAUUCUUCAUGUUGGACAAGGUUCCUGCUCCAGAGCUCAUCCCCUCCACAGUGGAGAGCAGUAUUCUGCCGUAUACUGAAGAGCACAAGAUUCCGUUUGAUGAACUUCUUCUUCAGUACAUCAAGGAUCUUUUGGAGCGCUGCAGCUCCCAGACCACAACACUUUUCACUGAAUGGGAAGCCAAAGCUGUGGCAGUGCUGGGCUGUAUGACUGACACAGAUUUGAUGGUGGAUGCUGUGCUGGAGAUCAUGCAGAAAGCUGUUGUGCCCUGGAGUAAUGUGGUUGAAAAACUGGUCCAGCAGUACCUAGAGAUGGUUGGACCAAAACAAGAACUUUUGAAGGAAAGCUACCGUCUGAUGGAGAGCAGAAAACUUCUCAGAGGCUAUGGGAUUCGAAACUUCGACCUCUCCAACAGCACUCAAGCCAUGACGCUGAUAAGAUACAUCCUGAAGCAGGACUCGCCAAUGUCUUUAGGAGACUCCCUGACUUUAGCUGAAGCCUACAAACUUCCAACCUCACAGAUAAAUUACUUGUAUGUCAUCCAGCUGAUUGGCCAGGGAAAAACUGAGGAAUGCAUGACUGUCCUGAAGAAGCUGUCCUCUGCAGAAGCAGUGUGUGUGAUUGAGCGUCUCACAACCUGGGCUCGGCUGCAGCUUGAGGACAAACAUCACAUAUCAGAUGAGCACAAGAAACACCAAAUGGUCGUAGCUCAGGUGAUCGUGGAGGCUCUGAAAUAUCUGCAUAUCAUUUCAAAACAUGAUGCUCUAAAAAGCAUGACGUGUGAAAACAAUCUCAUCAUGUUCAAGGCGAUCGCCCACCUACAGGAGGACUUUGAGGUUUUCUUCACCCCCUCCAACUACGAGGAUCCAAACAUCCAAAAGCAGAUACAGGAGCAUCACAUCACAGCAUAUGAAAACACACGGGGUCGCCAUUCAUCCAAAGCAAAGACCACAGCAAUUCCAGUCGUAGCCAAUGAUCCUGAUGGCAAAACCAAGACAAUCUCCACAGAAGCUGGCCUGCGUCGUUUAGGGAGGCAGCUACAGCGCACCGAACAGGAGCUCUGGUCUGACUUGGCUCUCCGAGCUCUGCGAGUGGGCAAGGUGGACAAGGCCCUAAAGAUUCUCAGUGAGCUGUAUGAACAUCACUAUAACACCAGCACUGGGAAGGUUCUGUUCACUGCUGCUAAGACACUGUGCCAAAUGCUGGAGGCAGAUGUUCCCAUGGUGAUUCCUGAGGACGUGGACCUGCCAGCAGUUAUCCAUGAUCUGGCAUGCCAGGCCAUCACUGUGUGCCACUCAGAUCUGCUGCUGGACUGUCUGGAGCUCUGCAAGUGCACACGUAUAGCUAUGGAUGUGUAUCAUCAGUGUCAGUUGUCAGACAACUAUGCCUUUAUAGCCAAGGAUUUGACUUUGGAGGCAGAAAAAGAUCCGUAUUCUCAGUGGAGUUUUCAGGAUGUCUUUAGCGAAGACUGCAUUGUUCUGGACCCAUUGUCUGUGCUUCCAGUCCAGUAUGAAAUAACUAACUGCCUCCUGCCUAUUUCUCCAGAUACCAAACUGUACCCUCUGGACUCCUCCUGUCUCUCACACUGCUCGUUUGAAGAUGGCUCAAACUACCUGAGGCCCCUCUUUGGUCCCCUGGCCAACAUGUUGCAGAUGUUACAGGAGUGCAGUCAGCUGGAGCUGGCCCUCAGGGUGCUGGUCAAUUCAUACGGCAGCUGCCUGCAGCAUGUCACCUCUAACAUUAUGGACGUGAAGCUCAGCGUACAGCUGCAUGAUAACCAAGAUCUCAAGAGCUACAAUAUGUGUUUGAACAAUCUGCGAAAGACAACUACUUCGUCUCUGAAUACUGUUGCUGUGGCUCUCUUGAAGAAGGUGUUCAACUGGAGAGUGGUUGAUUGUGACUUGGCCAUUGGACUCUGUACGCUUCUCUCCAAAGCAGAGGUUUUUAAGAUACUGUGGAAAGAUAUUGACAACACCUGGCAAAACUACGACAAAAUCUUGGCUGUGGCAAGAAUUGGAGCCAACCUCAGCAGUCUGUACAAUGAAGCAGAGGAAAAAGAGAAGUUUCUCUCCGUCAUCACUGAUGCUGAGUGGGGCAUCAAGCUCGGCAAACUGGAUAUAUCCAUUCAGCCAGUUUUCCGUCAGCAGCCCGAGAUGAAGAGAAGUCUGAUCCCAGAUCUGGUGAAAAACAGGAAGAUUACACCGGACAUCAUCUGGCAGUACUGCAGCACCUUUGGUCUAGACCGUGAUGGUGUGAUCAACCAGUACGUUACCACCUUACUGCUGGUACAAGACGAUGAGGAGGGUGCUGGCGUUAUGGGUAUGGGGCAAGAAGAGAUGCAGCCUCUGUGUCAUGCGGAUGCACUUGAGCGAGUCCUGCAGAUUAUCCCAAUGUUGCACAGCACCAGUGAGCUCACUGACAGUCUCUGUGCUGCUGUUUUCAAGCUCAGCCCAUACAACUAUGAGAUGAUUGAAGUGGUUCUGAAGAUCAUACAAGCUGCAGAUGAGAACGUGACAAGCUUUUCUGUCGAUCAGGCCAUGGGUCUCCUUCAGCACCUGAAGUCCUAUAAGCGAGUUUCUCCUCCAUCUGAUGUGGAAAAUGCGUAUCUCCUGGAAAACAGCCUGCUGCCAAACCUGUCAAACAGCAGACUACCCUUCCACCUGCUGAUGCAGACCAAGCAUUACUGGAAGAUCAUCUCUCCUGAACUUAGUGAAGAAACCUUCCCGACCCUUUUACUGAUCAGCAAACUAAUGAAGGUGAGCCUUGACAAGUUGUACAUGUCAGCAGCGAACCAUGUGUUUGAGAAGACGAUGAAGCCUUUGCUGUUAGAGAAAAGAAAAAAGGGCCAGAAUAAUGGCUACAAUAAGGAGACUUUCAAGGUGGCUAAGACCAUGAUGGCGUACAUCCAAUGCAUCCAGAGCCCAGAGUGGGCUGCUGCCACUGCCCACAAGAUCACCCAGGAACUGCCAGCAGGCCAAGAGAAGAUGCAGUCACUUAAGUUCUGUUUGGUUCUGGGGGAUGCCUGGCUGAAAGAGCCAAACCUUGAGGAGGCAGUGAGGGCCAGAGGGGAGACGUUCCUGUCCAAGCUGAAGCUGCAGUUUCAGCGCUCCGCUACUGAGAACACUCUGAUCAGCAGCCAGAUAAACAGCCCCGAGCAUCUAAAACUAACUGGGCUGCCUGCCCGGCUAAUAGUGGCUCUGUAUGAGCACAGUAGUGUGGAGCAGCACUACAGAGACACAGGAGGUCAAACUUACCCUGAUAUACAUGCAGUGGUUAAGGAAAUAGCCACCAUCAACAGUGUGGAUCUCCUAAAAAUUCGGAAUAUGAUGUUAGAAAAGUGGAUCUGCAAAACAGGACCUGCUGUGACCAAGGACGUUGGUAACUAUGAAUACGUGAGCAACAUUGAGGAAGACCCAGACUUAAUGAGGGUCGUGUACAUGCUGCAGUCCUGCUCUGUCGAUGAUGCUGUCCGUCUCCUAAGCCCCAUCCUAUCUGCAGAAACCUGGCCCCUCAGCUCUUCUGGGCCCCGUCUGACGUUCUGCCAUCGAACUCGAGCUCUGCUUUGUCUUGUCCGCCUUGCUGAUGCGGCUACUCUGGAGGCCCAGCUGCAGAUCCCAAGGACCAAAAUUCAAUAUUACCUGAAAUGCCACAUCUUUGUCUCUCAACUGGAGGCAUUAAACAUCCCUUACACAGUGCAGUCUUUCCUCAAUAGUCCCAAGGAGGGCUUGGUUAAAGGGCUGUGGAAGAACCACAGCCAUGAGCCACAGGCAGUUCGGUUGGUAGCAGACCUGUGUUUGGAGUAUCAGGUGUAUGACGCUCAGCUCUGGAACAGUCUGCUGCAGAAGCUGCUUGGCUUCAACUUGAUCAGCCAUCUCCAGAAGGUGCUAGAGGCUGCCGUGGCUGUGCCUGCUCUGUGGGAGAUUUCUAGUUUCUCCAGGACGUGGAGGAGCACAAUCCUGGCACCUUUUGUCUCAGCCUCAGUUCCUCUGAGUCCCGAUCAACAGGCAACCCUGUACAAGACCUUUGUUCUCCUUCUCAAGUGCCCUUUCCUGUUGAAUUUGGACCUGACAGGAAUUGCAAAUCGCUUUGCACAGUUCAAUCUGCCGGCCUUCGCCCUGGGGACUCUGCUUCUCAUCCCCUGUGCCAAUAAAAAGGUUCAGCAGAUCAAGGGCUUUCUGUCUGUGUGUAACCCUGUAGCUGUCCUCGAGCAGGUGGAAGAGCUUAUGAGCACUGGGGAAUUGGCAGGAAUCCCCUCUCAGAUCAGGGACACUGUGAUAACUUUUAUCAGCCAAAAUGGACAGCACCACAAAGUAGUAAAGACCAAACACUUCAAGCAUCUGAAGCAGUUUGUUGUGUCGGGGGAGAAACUGCACCAGGUGAAAGACUUGGUCGACUUUCUAAUCAGCCAGAACUGUCAGGAGGAUGCAGACUCGCUGGCUUGUGAAUAUAUGAAACACAGAGAGCAUCAAAGAGUGAAACCGCAGACUGCAAACGGCGCACCGUCACUAAGCUGUCUGAAGCUUGCUGAGAGACUGGGAGCCCGUCUCUCUGGUUUUCCUCGCUGUUCUCUCAGUGGUGCCUGCUUGGGGCAGAUGGAGAGCUUUCCUGCAGAUGUUCUUAAAGGUCUUCCAGGGCCGGACAGACCUCGGAUUCCUGCAGGGUGGUGGCUACUUGGUGGGUUUUGAUCCAAAUCAGCAGCUGCAUGAUGUUGCUCGGCAGGAAGCAGACGAUGAAAAGGACCGCUACCACAGUGAUGAAACACAGAGCCUUCCUAAUCUUUGCAUGCUGAGCUAUCUGCCUCCCUCUCAGGUGGACGAUGAUGUGGACUGUGCAGUAAAGAAUCACAAGCAGAGGCAUGUAGAAGGAAAAGAUGAACUCAAACUUAUGCCAGCUCAGAUUGCGGAUGGGUUCAGUGGACACCAUGAAGCUCUCACAAUAUGUUGUGUUAAUGUGCUGCAAAGAGAAGACAUGAGCUGUCAUGGAGAAAGUGAGCAGCCACAGUGCCAGAGCUCCACACAUGGCUUUGGAGACACUCAGAGAGUUGAUGGCAUGAUGAGGAUGCAACACACGCAUGUAUCUGUCCACAGCGAUGGCCAUCAAGAAGACAGUGCUCCCCCUGCGAUUCAUUGCCAGCAAGAAGAGGCAGAUGUUGCACAUAGCACCACCAAACUUCCAUUUGAUCCCAGAGCUGUAGUAGCUGGCCCUGAACGGCAGAGCCAUGCAGAGCAAAAAAUCAGCCACAGCCAGGUUGAAGAGUAGCACUGUGCUGCUUUUCCAGGGCUUCAGGUGGAAGCAGAAGAUCCACAGAGCCAGACCAUUUCCUAAAACUCCCGAAACAAACUCUGACACCAGCAGUGGAGGUAGCACACUGAUCAGCAGAGUCCCGUUGAAGUUGCAAAGCAUUUUGUUGUUGAUGUUGUCUCACAGGCUGCAGAUUAAAAAAGGAGUGCCUUGAGGGCUGUGAAACAUU
Messenger RNA from Notolabrus celidotus (New Zealand spotty), 7706 nucleotides. RefSeq names its product kinetochore associated 1 (gene kntc1). The transcript is spliced from 63 exons. The record is from RefSeq and is a predicted model, not a curated record. Gene Ontology annotation, molecular function: small GTPase binding. The coding region runs from base 142 to 6921 and encodes 2259 amino acids. NCBI's taxonomy places the organism in Eukaryota, Metazoa, Chordata, Actinopteri, Labriformes, Labridae. Gene Ontology annotation, cellular component: RZZ complex; cytoplasm; kinetochore microtubule. Gene Ontology annotation, biological process: mitotic spindle assembly checkpoint signaling; protein localization to kinetochore involved in kinetochore assembly; mitotic sister chromatid segregation.